CAUUGGUCUUGUUUGUGUUGGAUAUCCUACUAAGAUAAUGCGUGUAUAUUGGUUACUUAUGGUGGUGGUCGCCAUGUCUAUUGUGGUGGACGCAUUUCCAAAUGGGAUCCCCAAAAAUUGGAAGCAAAAAAUGGGUUCCCAGGUAUCCGGCAAAAUUUUCAAAGGUAAACAUGCAGGAGACAAACAAGCGUAUGGUUAUAAAACAGUAGCGGACAGUGGCGAUACUGGAGCGGACAGUGGCGAUACUGGAGCGGACAGUGGCGAUACUGGAGCGGACAGUGGCGAUACUGGAGCGGGCAGUGGCGAUACUGGAGCGGGCAGUGGCGAUACUGGAGCGGGCAGUGGCGAUACUGGAGCGGGCAGUGGCGAUUCUGGAGCGGACAGUGAAGACCAAGAAAUUGAGAUUACAUCGUCUGCUGGUGAUUGUCCAAGCAGACUGCAAAACGUGAUAGAGGGCUGCUCCGCAUACGAUAAGUGUACGGAUGAUUGCGGUUCCUCGUACGAUGGUGAAUGUGACGAUGGUGGUCUAUCAAGCUUGUAUUCCGUAUGUGAAUAUGGUACUGACUGCUCGGAUUGUGGGUCGCGAUCGUAUGUAUGCUUGAACGAAUGUGAUUGGUCAUAUGAUGGUGAAUGCGAUGAUGGUGGUCCAGGCAGUCUCAAUUCACUGUGUUCGGCUGGUACAGACUGCGGAGAUUGUGGGCUGCGAAUUGCAUCAAGUCUGUGCACCAACGAAUGUGAGCAUGAACGAGACGGCGAAUGCGACGAUGGUGGGCCAGGUAACCAAUAUUCAAUUUGUAGGUAUAGCACCGACUGUGCUGACUGUGGAGUGCGACCUCUGCGGUGUACAAAUACUUGCGUUUAUGCGUGGGAUGGUGAAUGUGACGAUGGUGGCUUCGGUAGCCUCUAUGACAUUUGUAGUUAUGCCACUGACUGCGAAGACUGCGGGGCCCGUCCAUAACUAGGGUAGUUUUGUUCCUAGACAAUAUAACCGCAACGAGAUUACAAUGGAGUUCCUUUGGGAAAAUAUAACUUGUUAAUUGCUUGUACAAUCUUUUUUCAUUAUUGAUUAUAUUAAAUCUAUGGACUGAAUGCAAUGUA
Saccoglossus kowalevskii is the source of this 1098-nucleotide messenger RNA. RefSeq lists its product as uncharacterized. NCBI's taxonomy places the organism in Eukaryota, Metazoa, Hemichordata, Enteropneusta, Harrimaniidae. The record is from RefSeq and is a predicted model, not a curated record.